This is a messenger RNA of Exophiala oligosperma, 2013 nucleotides long. RefSeq lists its product as uncharacterized. The record is from RefSeq and is a predicted model, not a curated record. The transcript has a single exon. Bases 627 to 1385 code for a protein of 252 amino acids. Lineage: Eukaryota; Fungi; Ascomycota; Eurotiomycetes; Chaetothyriales; Herpotrichiellaceae.
CAAGGCUCAUCACUAGGCGGCCCAGGUGGUUUGUUGGCACGCGGUGAACCAGCAUUCGGCUCGCCUCGCCACCUGGAUUUUCCCAUGUUUGGUCGCACCCUGUUAUUAUUAUUCCGUGAUAAAGUGUAACGGACCCCGAGCUCCAAUUGACCUUUUGGAUCUCUUCCCGUCCAUUGACCUCAUACACCACCAAUUCGGUCCGGCAAAGAAAAAGGUUACACCAUUUUCCCACAUGCUGCUUCAUUGACAUUGAACUACUCCGUAACUCAUCCUUUACUUGCAUAUCCGCUCACACUUUCUUUUCCCAGCACCAUCCUCGUAAUCAUUGUCAAUUGGACCCGUCAGUUGCAGCCAAAAAAAUUACAGCUCCUCAUUUACGCUCCACCAGUGGAAAGCCUUGGGAAAGACAAGAAUACAACCGUCACCACACAAAAGAGCUGUUGUCUCCCCAUCUUUCUUACCAACGCACACAGACACACACACAACAGAAGCUCACACCAAUAAACCUCCGACGACCUCUCUCUCGUUUUCUUCCAUCCCUCCGUCUCGUACUCGAUCCUCCUAGCACUCAUUCACUACUACGUCGAGAACAUAUCACUGCCAUUCGCUUAGCUAUCACAACCACAAUGUUCAGCCUACGGAAGGCUUUUGUUAUCAGCACCUUGGUCCUUGGUGCUUGGACCUCACCACAUACUCCAGACGAUGACAAGUCAUUAAUAAAUUGGGAUGCAUUCCAUUCUCUACUUGAUACCAUCGACCCUGCUGCCCUGCAUUCGGUACUACACCAGCUAUCUCCCAAGUUCCAGGAUGGUGUCUUCAGUAAAGAUCGAGCAGCUAUCGAACACGUUCAUUCCGAAAACCCCGUCAUUGCAAGCAAGUUGGUACAUCUGGCAAAGAAGAGACAAGAUAGCAAUUCAACCACCACCCGCACUUCCUCAUCGUCGAGCUCAGAAGCUGCCUCCAUAUCCUCCAUCCUCUCCUCCGAGAUCCUAGCAUCCACCGUCCCAGGAGCGACCACCAUCACCGUACCACCAUCCACACCAGCUUCUGCUACCGCUGUUGCCACCUCGGAUGGUGGAGUUGUCUAUAGCACCUUCGGAGGUGGUAUGGUCACUCUGACCUCUUCCGCUGUAGGAGUUCGCUUUACUCCUAGCACCUCGACCCACCUGUAUUAUACUACUGCCGCCGACGGAAGUGUAGAAACAAGGACGUCGGUGGUAGUGGUGAAUGCACCCGUAACUGGAGCGACUGAUGCCACGGGGGCUGCAGGUGCCGCUGCCACCACGGGAAGCCCUGGACUUCAGAACGCAGCCUCCUCACAAUACAAGACUGGAAGCUUCGUGAUGGCUUUGCUCGGUGUGGCGGGCUGGUUCUUUGCGUUAUAAGUCCAUUCUUGGACCUACCGGUGGCUUCCUCUUCUGGCGGCAAUGAUUGCGACAGUGUUUUUUCCUUUUUAGCACACAUAACGACGACACGGCUCAGCAUUUCUCUCCUUUAUCACAAAUCUGCGACGGGCAUAGCUAUAGGCGUUUUCCACCACUUGUUUCCCCAAAUCUGACGGCAUGCUUGUGGGGAUUGUUUGAAUUUGGCACAUAUGUUGUGGAUGAAAGGGUUUUUGAUCCGAUGAUAGAAAGCUGUGGUUGGGAGGAAAGUGUCUGGUGUCAGAGACAUGACCAUAGUUUCGAAAAUGACAAGAGACUCAUUCGAGACCAAAUAUCUGUAUCUUGUCCUGAUAUUCUUGUUUCCUGAUGUGAGUAGAUCCGAUCCAUUUUUUGAAAGCCAUGAAACGCUUCUGGCGGGCCAUUUAACGGAUCAGGUAAGGAAAAUGGAAGCACAGAAGCAAAGAUCGUCUCAAGAUCUGGAGCAUCCAUUCGUCAUAGCAUCUGUACUCCGUACUGAGAGACAGAAAACAAGACGAGAUCGUCGAGGUUUGCGCGGUCACUGUGGAUAGUUAUAUACUCCCAUGAAGUCUUUUUUGAUUGCUUUGUGGACCAAAGUUGACCCUGAGAUGCC